Haemonchus placei is the source of this 1110-nucleotide messenger RNA. Lineage: Eukaryota; Metazoa; Nematoda; Chromadorea; Rhabditida; Trichostrongylidae. The record is from the annotation of a GenBank genome assembly.
AUGUUCAAGGUGCGCGAUGGGAAGAUUAUCGAUGCGGCCAACGUUUUCUACACAGAACGUAGAAGUGCUGACAUUCAAGUGAACUGCGAAGGACUUAUUCUUUCUCCAGGAUUCAUUGACAUUCAAAUCAACGACGAGGAAUAUGAAUGUGGAGUGGCUACAGUUUCACGGUGUCUCUUGAGUCAUGGCGUGACUUCUUACCUUCCAACGGUUAUUACCAGUCCACCAGAGGUUUAUGCUCGGGUUCUGCCCCUACUUGCUCGUCGAGAUGGUAGUUCAGAAGGGGCUGGUGUACUCGGUGUACAUAUCGAGGGUCCUUUUAUUUCUCUUGAAAAGAAAGGGUGUCAUCCAAAGGAAUUCGUGAGAACAUUUGAUGACGACCCAAUUGCUUCAAUACGGAAGGUUUUCGGCAGCGUUGAUAAUGCUGCUAUGGUUACGUUAGCGCCGGAACUGAAAGGCAGUGACGAAGCUAUAAGAUACCUCACUGAUAAGGGAAUAGUUGUCUCGCUUGGACACUCAUCCGCCAAAUUAAAAGAUGCAGAGAAUGGUGUGAAAAGUGGUGCACGUUGCAUAACUCAUCUCUUUAAUGCAAUGCAUGCGUAUCAUCAUCGCGAUCCCUGUCUUAUUGGCUUGCUUGCAUCAAAGAAAUUGAGUGAUCGGGAAAUAUAUUAUGGUAUUAUUUCUGAUGGUAUCCAUACUCAUGACUCUGCCCUCAGGAUUGCUUAUAGAACGAAUCCUGAAGGAAUGAUUCUUGUUACGGAUGCCAUAGCAGCAUUGGGAAUGGGUGAAGGACGCCAUAAAUUGGGAGAUGUCAUUGUAAACGUGGUUGGUCUCAGAGCGGUGGCGGAUGGAACGAAUACCACUGCUGGCAGUGUUGCUUCAAUGCCCCAGUGUAUCAAACACCUUAUCAAAGCAGCUGGAUGCCCAUUACAAGAAGCCCUCAUAUGUGCGACUGAGAAGCCAGCCACUCUUCUUGGCAUUCGGGACAGAAAGGGUGUCAUCGCUGUUGGUGCGGAUGCUGACAUGGUGUUAAUAUCGGAUGAUGCUGACGUACAGGCCACAUAUGUGGCUGGAAAACUUGUAUAUGCAAAUAACACAGAAAUUUUGUAA